This is a messenger RNA of Adineta ricciae, 357 nucleotides long. Lineage: Eukaryota; Metazoa; Rotifera; Eurotatoria; Adinetida; Adinetidae. The record is from the annotation of a GenBank genome assembly.
AUGGCAGUGAUCGUUGUAGCGAUAUUUUUCAUUGUUACUAUUGUGGACGCGCAGAAUAACAUCGGAUCAUAUUCAGAUGUAACGUCGAUCGAAGCGAAGCAUCUGAUUGGUCCUCAGAGACCAUUGGGAUCAUAUCCAAAUGGUAAUUAUAAUAGAUCAUCAUCAAAAUGGUUUCUCAUUCCACUGAUUAUUUCUAUUGUUGCUCUUUGUUUGGGAAUCCUUCUUGCUGGUAUUCUCAUUUGGUUCUGCCUCCGACGUCGUAGAAAUCGAAACAAAAAAGACGUUUCAAAUCAAUCGAAUAUAAUAUAUGCUGAUGAACCGCCGAUCUACAAAAUCGCUUCAGAAACAAAUGAGUAG